Molecule: messenger RNA, 3383 nt
Organism: Nilaparvata lugens (brown planthopper)
Lineage: Eukaryota; Metazoa; Arthropoda; Insecta; Hemiptera; Delphacidae
Gene: Syx5
Product: syntaxin-5
Exons: 7
Coding region: 148-1356 (402 amino acids)
Biological process (GO): endoplasmic reticulum to Golgi vesicle-mediated transport; intracellular protein transport; vesicle fusion
Cellular component (GO): SNARE complex; endomembrane system; Golgi membrane
Molecular function (GO): SNAP receptor activity; SNARE binding
Source: RefSeq, a predicted model, not a curated record
ACCUCUCGACUAUCUACUAAAUCAACAGAUCCGCUUAACCAGCUGAUUAUGUCCCUGAUGAUUUGACACGACAUAAAGUUGAAACAAUUUUUGCUGUUUUGUAAUUUUAAAGUAAAUAUUCUCUAAUUUCUGUUUGGCAAUGGUGAAAUGACUGCGCGUCGCCGUAGAGUUGGAUCUGAAUCGGAACAAGUGCCGCUGGUGGGUGGAAGUGGAGGACCAGAUAGCAUCCAAGAUGGCGGCGAUAGUAGUCAUCUAGGUUGGAACGCCGUGGCGAAUCACAGCGGGGCCUCAGGCACAGGCGCCUAUAAUGGGCCAGAACACACUGACUGGAAUAACGCAGCUAGAUUAGGUGCUAGACCAAAAGUACGAGACUCAGACCACAGCCUGGCUAUGACGUCACCGGCCGCCUCCGCACGCGACCGCACGGCCGAAUUCGCGAACGCGAUCCGCUCGUUGCAGGGUCGCCAACUGCCCAGGGCGGUUAGGGCGCCGACCCCCAACAAGGCGCGCUACAUACAGAGCUAUGCCGAGUUCAUGAUGAUCGCCAAAACUAUCGGCAAAAACCUCAGUGGCACUUUUGCCAAGCUGGAGAAGCUUAUGCUUUUGGCAAAACGCAAAACGAUGUUCAACGAUCGGCCAACCGAGAUCCAAGAGCUGACCUACAUAAUCAAGGAAGACCUGAACAGUCUCAAUGGGCAGAUCGCGCGCCUCCAGGAGGUGUCGCGGCGACAACGCCAGUUGCAGUCAGCGGCCACCAAACAGCAGCACCUGUUGUCGCAUAGCAGCAGUGUUGUGUUGGCACUACAGUCAAAGUUGGCAGCCAUGUCUACCGAGUUCAAGAAUGUGCUGCAGGUUCGCACAGAGAACCUGAAGCAGGCGAAAAGCCGUCGCGACCAGUUCUCGCUGGGCACAGUGUCGUCAGCACUGCCACCAUCAGCCGUCAGCGGCCCCUACCACCAGGGCAGUGUGUUGCUGGCUGACGAGCAUCAGCAGCAGCAAGUCAGCAUCGACCUCGAGCCACGUGCAGGCAUGCUCAUGCAGGCUCAAGCACAGGCGCUCAUCUUGGACGAAACGGACCAGUAUUUAUCGAGUAGGGCGGAAACAAUGCAAAACAUAGAAUCGACAAUCGUGGAGUUGGGGGGAAUAUUCUCUCAGCUGGCGUUCAUGGUUAAAGAGCAGGAGGAAAUGGUUGAACGGAUCGACGCAAAUGUGCAAGACGCUGAAAUGAAUGUGGAGUCUGCGCACAACGAAAUUCUCAAAUACUUCCAGUCGGUCUCCUCAAACCGUUGGCUCAUGAUUAAAAUAUUCGCCGUUCUCAUUUUCUUCUUCAUAUUUUUCGUUAUAUUCUUGGCGUAGCCUCAGAUAUUGUUUGGUAUCACAUUCCAAUUCUAUGUCUUGUCCCAAAACAAGUGAUGUUGCGAUAACAUUAAACCCCAACUUUAUGUGAAUAUUGUCUCAAAACAAGUCUUGUUACAUUAACAUACAACCCCAACUUUAAGUAAACCUUGUCUUGAAACAAAUCUUGUUGCAUUUUCAUGAAACAUCAAAACUGAAUAAUGUAAAUGUCUCAAAAGAAGUCUUUUUGCUACAAACUAAACUCUUAAACUGAAUAUUUUAUGUUGUCCCAAAACAAGUCUUGUUGAUUCAACUUGAAACACUUAAGCUGCGUUUACACCAAAGUUAUUAACAAAAUGUUAAUAACUUAAUCCUCAUAGAUUCUAUUAGAUUGAACAUAACUUAUCAUACACAUGAUGUGCAUAUGUGUUUGUCAAGCUCCGUUUAAACUAAUAGAAUCUAUAAGGACGGAAAAACAAACAUUUUGUUAAUAACUUUGGUGUAAUUGCAGCUCAAAACUGAAUAUUUUAAGUUGUCCCAAAACAAUUGUUGUUGCUUAAAAUGAUAAAACAAACAACAUGUUGCAGUAACAUGCUGUAGAACACAACAUGGAAACAGUAAAACAUGUUGCAUCAACUUGGAAUCCAUAACAUAGAAAGUAUGUUUGGUGCUAAAUAUUGAGAUUUUGUGAUAUAUGUCACAACAUUUUGUGUCCUGUACAUAAUGUUAACUAGAUCUUUACAAUCAUCGAUUCAUAUUAAGGCCCUUAUGCAUCAUAUCUGUUUAAACUGAGUUUGAUUAGCUGUUGGUUAACUGGUAGUCUCGAGCUUGGUUGAAAAAAAGCCUGUUGAAUUUCAAUUAUGAUACUACGAGAACCAAUCAGAGAAGCUUUUUCUUCAAAAAAGCCUUCUCUGAUUGGUUCUUGUGGCAUUCAGUCAUGAUUAAUAUUUAACAGACUUUUGUGCAACCGGGCCUGAAUGUAACACACUAUGAUAAGAUCUUAUAUUGCCAAUGUUCAUGUAAACCCACAUUAGCGUUAAACGUAGGUGGUGCAUAUGGGCAUAAAUGAAUGAAUAAAAGAAGUUUUAUUCUCAAUAAAAUCUUCUGAAAUCAUUCUAUUAUUUAUGAUGACAAUGUUUUGAACAUGGUUUAUGUUUAGAUACACAACUGAGAAAAUGGUCGUGUAUUGAGAGAUGUUAUUGUAUAAUAUAAAUAUAGCUUCUUUCGUAGUUGUUAUUUGAUGAGAAGGCCCUGUGUAUUCCAACUUUUAUAUUACAGUACUUGAUGAUUUAUCAAGUUUCAUUACUCUAUACUAACUUUAUAACCAACUUGAUUGCAAUCUCACAUUAUAAGUUGAAACAUCCCCAUUAUAUAUAAUUUUUAUUCCAAUAAAAAAUCAAGAUAAAAGCGUUUUGUCGUCUAGUGUGAUUAACUUCAAACUGUUAGCAUUUCCUGUUAAAAACAUUGAUGCUUCCCAUUAAAGAAUUGCUGAAUCUCAUUACGAUGAUACAGCUUCAAUCCUUAUAAUCCUUCACAUUGUAUUGAUGCAAUGAGAAAUAUUAUAACUAUAGAAUAAUUUACACUAAAUUUAUUUACUUUAUUAUGUACCGUAAGCUUUCUGAUUGCAUUUUGUAAGCUAUAUUGGUUUUGAGUACUGAAUCCUGUAAACAAAAUCUAGAAAGAACAUUAGGUAUAAUAUUUACUUGUUUGGAAACUUAUAUUGCAGAGGUGUACUUUCUCUGUGAUGUAAGGCUACAAUAUAUACUAUUGGAUGUUAUAUUGCUAUAUUCCGUAUUGAGUUGAUUGAAAAUUGUAUACUUUAUUUUUUAAAUCUUGUAUUUGUUGACGAACUCAAAAAUCUAUACUGUGCAUAAGUGUAGGUUUACCUAGACUUAGUCAGUCUUUUAAAUUGUACCUAUUUUCAAAGAUUUCUAAUUGUAAAUACAAAAUUUGAUAGUGCUCUUUGAUGAGACUGACUGGAGUCGAAAUAAAUAAAAAAUUGACUUGUCCAAGAUAUAUUAUAUUGAAUAUAUUGAGUUUUAAAUUAA